This is a messenger RNA of Arachis duranensis, 1287 nucleotides long. Its product is annotated as glycine-rich cell wall structural protein. The record is from RefSeq and is a predicted model, not a curated record. The transcript has a single exon. NCBI's taxonomy places the organism in Eukaryota, Viridiplantae, Streptophyta, Magnoliopsida, Fabales, Fabaceae. Bases 55 to 1287 code for a protein of 410 amino acids.
ACGAGGAUUGGAGAACAAACAUUGAAGAGUGUGUGUGUAAGUGAUCGAAGAAAAAUGGUACGAGUUGACAAAAGAGUUGCAGCAGUGUUGCUGUUGCUGUGUGUUAAUGCUUUUGUGGCCAAUGUUGUGGUUGCAAGGAAUGUGGCGAGUGUGAAUGAGGAGAAGAACUUCGGAUUUGGAAAGGGAGGUGGUUUUGGAGGAGGGUUUGGUGGUGGUGAAGGAGCUGGUGGUGGUUUUGGGGGUGGCUUUGGAGGUGGUGCAGGCGGCGGGGCUGGAGGUGGAGGAGGCUUUGGUGGUGGUGCAGGUGGCGGUGGGGGACAUGGACUUGGAGGAGGUGUUGGUGGUGGGUUUGGCAAAGGAGGAGGGAUUGGCGGUGGAAUAGGUAAGGGUGGAGGAUUUGGUGGAGGCGGUGGUGCUGGUGGUGGUGCUGGCGGUGGUGGAGGGCUUGGUGGAGGACAUGGCAUUGGUGGCGGUGCCGGUGGUGGAUUUGGGAAGGGUGGAGGUCUUGGUGGCGGACAUGGUGGUGGUGCUGGCGGUGGUGGAGGGCUUGGUGGAGGACAUGGCAUUGGUGGUGGUGCCGGUGGAGGGUUUGGUGGUGGACACGGUGGUGGACUUGGUGGUGGACACGGUGGAGGACUUGGUGGUGGACAUGGUGGUGGACUUGGUGGAGGACAUGGCAUUGGUGGUGGAAUAGGGAAGGGUGGAGGACUUGGUGGUGGUGGCGGCUUUGGAAAAGGUGGUGGUCUUGGUGGAGGACAUGGGUUCGGUGGCGGUGCCGGUGGCGGAUUUGGAAAGGGUGGAGGUCUUGGUGGUGGACACGGUGGUGGAUUUGGUGGUGGUGCCGGUGGUGGUUUCGGAAAAGGUGGAGGACUUGGCGGUGGUGUUGGUGGAGGACAUGGAAUUGGUGGUGGUGCCGGUGGUGGGUUUGGAAAGGGUGGUGGACUUGGAGGUGGAAUUGGCAAAGGGGGAGGAUUAGGUGGCGGUGCUGGUGGCGGCUUUGGAAAAGGUGAUGGUUUAGGUGGUGGUGUUGGUGGUGGAUUUGGAAAGGGUGGUGGCCUUGGAGGAGGAAUUGGCAAAGGUGGUGGUUUUGGUGGCGGUGUUGGAGGAGGCUCAGGUGGCGGCAUUGGUGGAGGAUUUGGUAAAGGUGGAGGUUUCGGUGGUGGUAUUGGAGGGGGAUCUGGUGGUGGCUUCGGAGGAGGUGGAGGUGGAGGUGGAGGUGGAGGUGUAGGUGGAGGAUUUGGUGGAGGAGCAGGAGGCUUAUAUCAUCAUAUAUACUAUUUUAAUUAA